Messenger RNA from Laccaria bicolor S238N-H82, 1098 nucleotides. RefSeq lists its product as uncharacterized. Lineage: Eukaryota; Fungi; Basidiomycota; Agaricomycetes; Agaricales; Hydnangiaceae. Bases 1 to 1098 code for a protein of 365 amino acids. The transcript has 9 exons. The record is from RefSeq and is a predicted model, not a curated record.
AUGCGCCAUAAGGACGAUCGCCAGGCUUGCGUCAGCUUCGGGCUCCACUUUUAUUCAUCCGAGUCAUCCGCCCAACAUCCGCCUGUCUCGGUCCGUAUCCUCUACCCUGUGUCCUCUCUUCUCAGGAUAUUCAACUUGAAAUUAUGCCGUCAUACUCGUCAACUGAGCAACCAACCGCCUCUUCCGCAAAUCCCGACCUCACCACGUCUUGCAGGCUCCUUCUUACAACCUCAUGAAGAACUCGGGCCGCAUACCUACACACAGUACUCCAACCAUCAUGUGGUUCCACUCAAAGAUAGCAACGACAGGGGGGCUGAGGAGGACAGGAGUGAUAAUCGACGUCAAAGCGGUGAUGACGACCAGCUGAGGCUACGACGAAAGAAGAGAGAGGAAGGGUCAUCUAGGCCACUUUGGAUUCGGUUAUUGACAUUGCAUAUUCUACAUCUCAAGAAUUUCGACGAGGAAUCACAAUUCCACUGCGGAGAAUCGUCCAUCAAAAGCUGGAAAAUGUUAAGAAACGUCAAACCCGAAAGUUAUUCAUCAAUCCACACGGACUGUUUCGACUUGCCAACUGAGUGGUCGGAUGGAGAGGGAAGCGGAGUAUGUCGAUUGUUAUCCGAGCGCAGAGAGCGUCCGACACAUCGUCCAACUACCAACUACAAGUCUACAGCCAAACGGAGCGAGCGUGUCAAUCAUGGGAGCUGGCUAUGGCCAGUUGAAUGCGAGGGGCAUAGGAGAAUCGUUCCUGCUGGUAACGCGUGGACGUCCGAGGGUCGUUCUACAUGGAAUCGACUGGAUACAGCUGAGAGCAUCAUUGACAAUAUGCUGUGCGACGCUACAGGUCCGUACCGUGCAAGGAUUCAAUUGGAAUGGCUAUGGCUCACUGGACGGAUUCAUGAAGAACAUCGAGUUCCCUGUGUCUCCCGUCUUCCCCAAUUUGGCUUUGAAGCGCGAUAUCAAAUUCCACUACCUUUGCCGUCAUGCCUUCAGUUGUAUCUUCCGGUUUUCUGUGAUAUAGACAGAUCAAAGACUCGACAUGAUGACGGGCAAUGGUCCCAGUUCGUUGUUGGCCUUGCGAAUCUUCGCCAGAAAUAUUGA